Messenger RNA from Astyanax mexicanus (Mexican tetra), 1024 nucleotides. Its product is annotated as aquaporin-1-like. Gene Ontology annotation, molecular function: ammonium channel activity; water channel activity; glycerol transmembrane transporter activity. Gene Ontology annotation, biological process: carbon dioxide transmembrane transport; hyperosmotic response; renal water transport. The coding region runs from base 152 to 943 and encodes 263 amino acids. NCBI's taxonomy places the organism in Eukaryota, Metazoa, Chordata, Actinopteri, Characiformes, Acestrorhamphidae. The record is from RefSeq and is a predicted model, not a curated record. Gene Ontology annotation, cellular component: membrane. The transcript has 4 exons.
CUGCCAGCUUUUUUCUUUUUUUCUGAAGCACUCUCUCAGUACCAUGUUUAAGAGCCAGUAGCCUCUGUUAGCAUUUUAGCAUUUUCGCUGCUCUGCAUGCUAGGGCCUAGUAUCAGUUGGUGCUGGUUGUGUUUAUCUGCUGGGUUGGAUCAUGGUGAGGGAGCUGAAGACCCUGUCCUUCUGGAGGGCUGUUCUGGCCGAGGUGUUUGGAACCACGCUGUUGGUUUUUAGUGGAAUCUCUGCUUCUAUCGGGAACGGGAACAGCAGCUACCCGGACCAGGAGGUGAAGGUGGCGCUGGCGUUUGGGCUGGCCAUCGCUGUUCUGUCUCAGAGUAUAACCCACGUCAGUGGAGCUCACCUGAACCCGGCGGUGAGCCUGGGCAUGCUGGUGAGCUGUCAGAUCAGCGUGGUGCGGGCGAUGUUUUAUAUCGUAGCUCAGAUGUUGGGAGCGGUGCUGGGUAGUGGAGUUGUGCUGGGAGUGAGGCCGGAAGCUGUGGAUUCACUUGGAUUGAACAAGCUGAAUGGAGUCAGUCUGGGACAGGCGUUUGGAAUAGAGUUCCUCCUCACGCUUCAGAUGGUCCUGUGUUUCCUGGCGACCUCAGAUCAGAGGAGGCAGGGGCUUGUUGGGUCGGGUCCGUUUGCAGUGGGUCUCUCUGUGGUUCUGGGACAUCUCGCAGGUGUUAGUUUCACUGGCUGUGGAAUAAACCCUGCACGCUCUUUUGGUCCAGCUCUGGUUACUCUGAAGUUUGAGAACCACUGGGUGUUCUGGGCGGGGCCUCUGUGUGGAGGUGCCGUGGCCGCGGUUCUGUACGAUUUCCUCCUCAGUCCUCGGGGUGCGGACUUCACCGGGAGGCUGAAGGUCUGGUGUCACGGUCUGGAAGCUCUGGCUGGAGAAUCGGAGCCUCUGCUGGAAGGAGAAGGUGGAGAAUCUGCUCAGAAAUAGAACUGAAACAGAGCCUUCAGAUCCUGAUCCAGCUGAUUCUUUUUCUCCCCCCAAUCCAAAUAAACAUCUUUUGGAAGUAGA